Molecule: messenger RNA, 624 nt
Organism: Carya illinoinensis
Lineage: Eukaryota; Viridiplantae; Streptophyta; Magnoliopsida; Fagales; Juglandaceae
Exons: 2
Coding region: 53-553 (166 amino acids)
Source: RefSeq, a predicted model, not a curated record
AACUAAUAUUUCUUCUUCCAAUUUUUCACUUUUUUUUUUCUCUAAGUUCCCAAUGGAUCCCUUUCUCAAUACUCUUCAUAUGUUAGAUGAAGAUUAUGUUGAUCAUGAGGAUCUUAUGAUAGAAGCAAUGGCCCUACAUAUACAACCACAUGCAGCCGAGGGAGCAUUUUCUUCACGUUGUCCUAAUUCUCAACCUCGUAUGUUCAUCCAAUGCAAUCCACAUGAAAGCCUUUGGAAGGUUGAGACUCAUGAUGAUUAUUUUGUCCAAAAGAGAGACGCUAGUGGGAGGCUUGGAUUGUCUUCCCUUCAAAAGAUGACCAUGGUAAUUAGAAUGCUCGCAUAUAGGGUAACAGCAGAUCUUAUGCAUGAGUAUGUAAGAAUUGGAGAAAGCAUUACACGAUUGAAUAUGAAGAAAUUUGUAAAGGCGAUCGUGUCAAUCUUUGGGGGUGAGUACUUGAGGUCUACAACCAGAAAUGAUAUAGUGAGGUUACUAGAAGUUGGACAAAGGCGUGGGAUUUUAGGAAUGUUGGGUAGCAUUGAUUGCAUGCACUAGAAAUGAAAGAAUUGUCCUAGUGCUUGGAAAGGUAUGUAUUCUGGUCAUAUAAAUGAACAAACUAUUAUUUU